AUGGACACACUCAACCUCUACAUCCUCACCUUCAAUUGCGCCCGAAACCUGGUGGACGUGGACCGGUUCGCCCACCACUUCUUCGACUCCCUGCCCGUCACCGACAAUUCCAGCAACACCUCCCCGUCGCAUCCUCCACCACCUCCUCCCGACUUCAUCGUGCUCUCGCUCCAAGAAAUCGCCCCGAUCGCGUACGCCUUCCUGGGAGGCUCGUUUCUGACACCGUACUUCGCCGCAUUGAGCAACGUCGUGGACCGCGCGGUCGCCGAACGCUGGGGAGAUGAUGUCCAUUACGUCAAUCUCGUGACGGACAACUCCGGGAUGACCGGGUUGAUGGUAUUUGCCCGGUCGGACGUGGCAGAGGAGAUCGCCUGGCUUGAGACGGCGCGGAUUGGCUUUGGGUUCCAGGAGAUGGGGAACAAAGGUGCCGUGGGGGCGCGACUCGGGUGCAGGGGAGGAGAAGGAUCACAACAUCCCGUAGAGCUGACCUUUGUGGCGGCGCAUCUCGCCCCGAUGGAGUGGGCGGUGGAGCGCAGAAAUGCGGAUUGGCGCAGCUUGGUUGAACGGCUGGUCUUUGAGCGUCAGGACGGUCGAGUCGCGGGCGAUGCUGGUGCUGCAGCAGCGGCGGGCCGGAGGCCUGUCGAGACAGAUGAGGAUGGAUCGGAGAGUGCGCCCCUGUUACAGGAGUCUACAACGGCUUCACCGGUCGGGCAACAGCGCGAGGGCCGGGGCAUCUACGUCCCUACGAGCUACCUCUUUCUGGCAGGGGACCUCAAUUAUCGCACGGCCGACAGAUCGCCGCAUCCAGGCGAUCGGACGAGCAGAUUCCCCCGGGUGAACGUAGAGACGUCCGACCCGCGCCAUUACUCGCAGCUGCUCAAGGAGGAUCAGCUGCGUCGGGAAAUGAGCCAGUCGCGAUGCUUUCAGGGCCUGUCGGAGGCACCGAUCACCUUCCCUCCGACGUACAAGUACAGCCUGGCGGCACGUCACGCCGUAAGUCAGGCGCUGGGCGAGCACGCAUUGUCGCAGGACUGGCAGUGGACGGGGACCCGCUGGCCCAGCUGGUGUGACCGUGUGCUGUACCUGGACCAGCCCGGGCAGCCCGUCCGGCCGUUGAAGUACGACGCGCUGCCGUUGUUUCCAACCUCUGACCAUCGUGCCGUCGCCCUGGCGGUCUCCGUCCCGGCCCGGUCAAUGCGACGAGCAGAUGCGCUGGCCCAACUACCGGCGGCCCCGUUCCCGAUCGACCCGGACUGGGCGCGUAGACGAGAUACGGCGCGGAGAAAAGAGCUUGUAGUGGGCUGUGUCGCGUAUCUCGGGCUGACCUGGGAGGGCAACGGGGUGUUGGUGGCCACGGUGGUUGGGCUUCUAGGUGCAUGGCUCGUGCUUCGCUCACUGUUGAACGCCUGA
Molecule: messenger RNA, 1410 nt
Organism: Aspergillus homomorphus CBS 101889
Lineage: Eukaryota; Fungi; Ascomycota; Eurotiomycetes; Eurotiales; Aspergillaceae
Product: putative inositol 5-phosphatase
Exons: 2
Coding region: 1-1410 (469 amino acids)
Biological process (GO): phosphatidylinositol dephosphorylation
Molecular function (GO): phosphatidylinositol-4,5-bisphosphate 5-phosphatase activity
Source: RefSeq, a predicted model, not a curated record